CCUACAUACUACAUAGUCCCUUCCUCACUGACUUGACCCCGCCCCCUAGUGUACUCCGUAGAAAUUACCUAAAAAGUGAAACGCGUUUUCGAAUUUCAUACGCGCCUUUCGACCUUUUAGUACCUCGGUCUUAUCUUACUUCACUUACACGACUAUUCAUCUCAUUUAGGCCUUUAUAUCGGUAUACGAAUUUAUCAAAAAUGUACGGCGAUCUGGGAAACAAACUCGUUCAACAUGCAAAAAGAACUCAAAAUUUGUCACACUUACCACCAUAUCAGACUGAACUAGUACGUGCAGCCACACGAGAGGUUCGCGACUUGGAAAAAGAUGUGGUAGAUAUGUUAGAACCGUUCCAGGGGUCCUUCAACCCAGCCGACAACCAGGCUACGGCAUGUACUCUACUUAUAAACCAUUUAUCCAUGCGGCGGAACAAGCGUUGCCUGUUAGCUUAUCACCGAACGCGAGCAGACAGGCUCGAAGAGCUUGUAUGGAAAGGCUACGACGUAGUUGAUCUUGCCGGGCAGCAAGUUAGGGACGGCCAAGGCGGACUCAACGGCACCCCGGGUAUGGCAUCUAGCAAUAGUGGUACGAGCAGCUUAAGUCCGCAGGAGGAAGAUUACGUGCGACAGUACAGCGAUCUACUAGCUGCUUAUAAAGGCCAAUGGACAGAUAUCGAUCUUACAGGAAGUCUCGAACCUCCUCGCGACCUCUUCAUUGACGUACGGGUGCUAAAGGAUGCGGGCGAAAUCCAAACCGAAUACGGCGCGAUCACGCUUACUAAAAACAGUCAAUUUUACGUCAGGCAGGGUGAUGUAGAACGUCUGAUCGCCCAAGGCUACCUCCAAAAGCUCAGUUGAACGGACCUGGGGUGCAGUCCGUCCUAUUUAAUGUAUUCUGGGGAAGAACCACGCCUCGUCUAGACAUCAGAC
Messenger RNA from Daldinia loculata, 929 nucleotides. RefSeq names its product DNA replication complex GINS protein PSF1. Gene Ontology annotation, cellular component: GINS complex. The transcript is spliced from 3 exons. The record is from RefSeq and is a predicted model, not a curated record. The coding region runs from base 201 to 857 and encodes 218 amino acids. Gene Ontology annotation, biological process: DNA replication; DNA strand elongation involved in mitotic DNA replication. NCBI's taxonomy places the organism in Eukaryota, Fungi, Ascomycota, Sordariomycetes, Xylariales, Hypoxylaceae.